This is a messenger RNA of Nymphalis io (European peacock), 1953 nucleotides long. RefSeq names its product carotenoid isomerooxygenase-like. Gene Ontology annotation, molecular function: beta-carotene 15,15'-dioxygenase activity; carotenoid dioxygenase activity. The transcript has 14 exons. Gene Ontology annotation, biological process: retinal metabolic process; carotene catabolic process. Lineage: Eukaryota; Metazoa; Arthropoda; Insecta; Lepidoptera; Nymphalidae. Bases 131 to 1666 code for a protein of 511 amino acids. The record is from RefSeq and is a predicted model, not a curated record.
AUGUAUUGUCAUUUAUCGAGUGGAGUUUUAAUCAUUUAUGUACAAAACUUUCGUUGCUUAAUAUCAACAGGUGGAGUGUAAUGUCUUAGUUCUAUAGUAGUAAAAAAGUAAUUCAAAUAGUUUGGUCACAAUGGCAGAAUGCACAACGAAGCUUUAUCCAAAUUGUGACAGCAAUGUCUGGUUGAGAUCCUGCGAGGUGGAAGUGACUGAACCUGUUGAAGGUCUAAUAACUGGGGAAUUCCCGUCGUGGCUGCAAGGCACUCUAUUGAGGAAUGGGCCCGGAUCCCUUAACGUUGGUUCGAUGAGGUUUAAGCAUCUGUUUGACAGUGCAGCUCUACUGCACAGAUUUCACAUUCACGACGGUCACGUGACCUAUCAGUGUCGCUUCCUACAAUCGAACACGUUUAAGAAAAAUCGCGCCGCCAAUCGCAUCGUGGUCACUGAGUUCGGCACCGCGGCCGUGCCGGAUCCUUGUCACACUAUAUUUGAUAGAAUUGCUGCACUGUUUAAUCCAGGAGAGUCCAUAUCAGACAACGCGAUGAUUUCACUUUAUCCUUUCGGAGAUGAAAUAUAUGCUUUUACGGAAGGACCCGUAAUCCAUAGGAUUGAUCCAGUAACACUUGAAACAAUGGAAAGGAAAAACCUAACGGAAAGUGUAGCUCUCGUCAACCACACUUCCCACCCUCACGUCAUGGCCAAUGGUGAUGUUUACAAUGUUGGUAUGUCCGUUGUGCGAGGUCGAUUACGACACGUUGUUGUUAAAUUUCCCUUCACAGAAAAAGGAGAUAUGUUCGCUGAGGCGCAUAUAGUCGCCAGCUUGAAGCCACGGCUAUCGAUGAAUCCGGCAUAUAUGCACACGUUUGGAGUUACGGAGAAUUACUUCGUGAUACUGGAACAACCGCUCUCGGUGUCCCUCGUCGGUCUGGUACGCAGCCAAAUUACCAACCAGCCUCUUUCUUCAAGUCUGCACUGGUAUCCGGAACAAGAGACUCACGUUGUAUUAUUAGGCAGGGAGAGCGGCAAGGAAGAAAAGCGAUAUCGAACGGAGACACUGUUUUUCCUCCAUAUAAUAAACUGUUUUGAGGAAGAUGGUAACGUUGUGGUCGACGUGUGCGCGUACAAAGACGCUAAAGUUAUAGAUGCAAUGUAUAUACAUGCGAUCGAAUCAAUGCAAAGUAAUGCUGAUUACGCUGGAUGGUUUCGUGGAAGACCCAAGCGUCUCGAGAUGAGCCUCGUCGCCCCUCCGCUGACUAGAGUAGAACCUAAGCUGCUGGCAGAUCUAGGUUGUGAAACCCCAAGAAUACACUACGAUUUGCAUAAUGGUCGCCCUUAUAGAUAUUUCUACGCUAUCAGUUCGGAUGUUGAUGCAGAAAAUCCAGGAUCGAUUGUCAAAGUGGAUACCGUGACAGGCGAGACGAAGUCGUGGUGGGACAAAGAUUGUUACCCCAGUGAGCCCGUCUUUGUCCCUAGUCCUCAGGCUAAGGAGGAAGACGAGGGCGUGGUGCUGAGCGCGCUGGUGUCGAGCGCGGACGAGCGCGCGGUGUGGCUGGUGCUGCUGGACGCGCGCGAGCUGCGGGAGCGGGCGCGCGCACUCUUCCGCACGCCCUCGCCCGCGCCCAAGUGCCUGCACGGCUGGUUCCUGCCGCGCGAGCCUGGCCCGUGCUGACCACUUACUCUAUAAUCGAACACCCAAAGAGAAUAUUGUGUUACAUUUAGUAGCAGUGUUGACUAGCCAACUGCACAUAUACGUUUACUUAUAUAGUACACUUGUUUAGUAAUUUCGAAUGUAUUUAUGUUUUACAGAUAUUUUACAACUUAACACAAUUAUAUUUUUUAAUCAGUAAGGGCGACAAGAAUGGUAAAAUAAAAACGUCAUUUUGAAUUAUUAUUCAACUCAAACGUUAGUAUCGUCUAUAAUUAUUGAGAAAUAAUAGCCCGCUAACUGUAGUCUAA